Molecule: messenger RNA, 485 nt
Organism: Pangasianodon hypophthalmus (striped catfish)
Lineage: Eukaryota; Metazoa; Chordata; Actinopteri; Siluriformes; Pangasiidae
Gene: fxyd2
Product: FXYD domain containing ion transport regulator 2
Exons: 6
Coding region: 130-318 (62 amino acids)
Biological process (GO): regulation of sodium ion transmembrane transporter activity; monoatomic ion transport
Cellular component (GO): membrane
Molecular function (GO): sodium channel regulator activity
Source: RefSeq, a predicted model, not a curated record
GUCUUUCUUUUGUUCUCUCUCCUCCCUCUUGCACACACUCAGAGUUUUUCAGAGAUAUUAGCUCAUGCGCUCCUUCACACACAUUUGACUUGAUUUGACCAGUGCAGCUUCCAACAUCGAGCCUGAAGCAUGGGGCAAGAAACACCUGACUACUUAAACAAUGACAGUGACUUUUUCUAUGACUACGAGCUGAUCAGAAGAGGAGGGCUGAUCUUCUCUGCUGUUCUCUUCUGUUUGGGCAUCGCAAUCAUAUUUAGCAAAAGGCUCACUUGUGGGAGAAAACGAAACACAAAGCCUGUGAAUCUGGACGAACUUUAAAUCUGAAGUCUUUUAAAGCUGGUAUCCCAUCAUCCAUCACCCAAUCCUGUCACUAAUAAGGACCAAUCCUGCAUCAAUGGAAUGUUUUAAAAUGACCUUCAUUUAUAUUGAUUUAAGUGAGUAAAUGUUUUGGCAGCUGGUGUGUCCAAUAAAGAAUGUAUACCAUA